AAGUACCUUCAAACGUUCAACUUGUGCUCCAGAAUGCAUUCCAAGCCAUCUAUCACACCAUUCGACUCGAUCUCGGUGUGAUUCGCCCGAAUCAGAUAUUCACAUCAUCAAGUAUGUUCAAUGAGAGCAUAUUGGCGGUGCCUCUCUUCCAGUCUUUCAUCACGCCCAAUAGUACUCCCCCCCCUUUUCCUGUGCUCUCACUGUAUACAUCGUUCAUCGUGAAUAAUUCAUGUGCCAAUGCAAGUCGGGUAAGACGCUCCGCAAGUGAUUUCAGCUAUUACUACCAACAUGCAUCCCAAUUUGGACCUCUCGAUGUUAGGGUACCCUCUGUAUCAUAUCUUCGACCAGUGUUCCGCCGAAAAUCUACAGCGUCAGCCAUAUCUAGUGUUUUUGUGGCUACGUUCGCCAUGGUCUCUGCGGCGUGGUCCCUAUUCCAUUUCAUCGCUGGUUCCUUCUGCGGGAGACAAAGUGAUGAAUCCGGCGGUUGUCCGCAUUGUAGCCAUUGUCGAGGUCCCAGCGGAGAUCCUGAAUCUGUGUUACUGGUAUCAGGCUGCGAUAACCGCCAUGAGGAGAUAGCCAUGGGAGAAAUGGAUCACCAUAAAUGAAUUAUGUUGGGAUGUAAUACUUCUCGUUGACAACGAUUCUUUUGAAUUCAGUAAUGUUACGGUCUCAGGAUGUGUAAUAGAACAGACUCUACUUAGUAAAGUUCGAAGUACUGUGUAUGCAGGAAGGGGUGACACUAGUUCAUUGACGAGAACGCGCUCUAUCUUAGCCGAGACACGUAAUAAUGGGACCCUUGGGUGAACAACUAAUGAAGGGCAAAAGAGAGACGCACACGUAGGCGUCUAUGAGCACGUGU
This is a messenger RNA of Guyanagaster necrorhizus, 859 nucleotides long. RefSeq lists its product as uncharacterized. Bases 114 to 605 code for a protein of 163 amino acids. The record is from RefSeq and is a predicted model, not a curated record. The transcript has 3 exons. Lineage: Eukaryota; Fungi; Basidiomycota; Agaricomycetes; Agaricales; Physalacriaceae.